Messenger RNA from Strongylocentrotus purpuratus (purple sea urchin), 1294 nucleotides. RefSeq lists its product as uncharacterized. The transcript is spliced from 6 exons. The coding region runs from base 163 to 891 and encodes 242 amino acids. The record is from RefSeq and is a predicted model, not a curated record. NCBI's taxonomy places the organism in Eukaryota, Metazoa, Echinodermata, Echinoidea, Camarodonta, Strongylocentrotidae.
UGACCACUACUCUGAAACUGAAACUGAUUAUAACAUAAAAGGCUUAUUGAGAUAUGCAGACCACCAUUUACCGUCUGAAGUUGUCACCGAUAGCCGAGCACAAAGGAUAAGCCUCAUUCCAUUCCAGUCAUUCAGACAUCUACCGAGAGGACGAUUACAAACAUGGAAGAAUUUUCGCCAUUCCGUGCUGUCUUCAACCUGUACGAGACCACUCCGCCGGCUCCUGGGUUCGAGUCCUUCCUCGAAGGAGUAAAGCACACUUUCGAUUUCGUCGAGAAGGACCCCAGCUUUGUCGUCGGUCAGCUUCACAAGAAUCUUGAUCCUGAAGGUCUUUUCAAGUUUGCACACUAUGCUAGUUUCCGCGACGGUAGUUUUCAGGCUUUCAAACGGGAACCUUCACCGGAAUGGCUUGCAGCCAUCGAGGAGGGACAUGGCAAAUGGGGACAUCAGAUCAGACACCCAGGUGGUUUUGAAGAGAUAGCAAGCUGGUCUGGUGAGAAGUGGUGCCCAGCGACUCGGGUAGCUGACAACAGCAUCUUCCUUCUUUCCAUGUUCAAGGAUGUGCCUGAGGAUUUCGAGGAAAACUGGAAGACAUUGUCGGGAGCAGUAAUCUUAUCAGAGAGCUUGCCUGAGGGUGUGGUCUUUCACCAAGCGGGACUCUACCGGAAACUAGGUGGCCCCACCCAAUUUAGAUAUAUCCUCCGAUGUGAAGUGCUUCCGGUGUCAAGUGAUGCAUCUGCUGUCCUCGGUUCUCUCGGCGACAUCCGGAAGAAACUAUCCGAAGAUGGGGUUCCUUUCGUGGACUUGUCGGCUUACAAGAUCAUUGACGUCUCCGACGAGAUAAGGGAAAGUGCGGUUGUAGAGCCAGAAGGAAAAGAGAGUUCUGUUUAGAAUUUCAUCGAUGAAAAUGAAAAUAUAUGUAACAAUUGUAAAGCUAUCCUGAUUAACUGAUGUAUUUGAAUUAGGAGAGAAGGCUGUUCUAAUAAUAGAAAGACUAUGUUAUGGCUUGCGCGUUAAUUCAACAUUUAUACAAAGGAUAUACGCAAAAAUGUUCGAAAUUAUGAUCAAUUUCAUUUUUGGCGGAAGCAGUUUACUAAUCUUUGGUCUAUCAGUACCCAUCCCAUUUAGAAUCAAUAAGGCACUCCACAAGUAUGCCAAACAAAUGAGCCCCCUUUCAAAUUUCUUUUAGAAAAAGCAUGUUAACCUUCAUUUUGCUUCUCAGAGUCUUUUUUUUCCUCCUCUUUUUGACCGUCUCUUCUUUCUUUUAUUUGCCUGACCUCGAUCCCUCCCUGAA